This is a messenger RNA of Malania oleifera, 4102 nucleotides long. Its product is annotated as histone-lysine N-methyltransferase ATX4-like. The coding region runs from base 702 to 3818 and encodes 1038 amino acids. Gene Ontology annotation, biological process: regulation of transcription by RNA polymerase II. The transcript has 23 exons. NCBI's taxonomy places the organism in Eukaryota, Viridiplantae, Streptophyta, Magnoliopsida, Santalales, Ximeniaceae. Gene Ontology annotation, molecular function: protein binding. The record is from RefSeq and is a predicted model, not a curated record.
GUACUUUUCUCUUACUCCGAGGUGACUGCCGUAGAAAUCUGCGGAAGCAGGGAGGUCAAUUUCGUUUCGCGCUUCGGGCGAACCUGUACAGGGCAUCUCCCUCCCUUUUUUUCCUCCCUGUGUUUCGAAUUGGAACACCAAGACCGAACAUGGAGCCAAUCCAAAUCCCAUAUAGGACCCUUUAAUUGCCCCAAAGUUCACUCAUUAAUUUAUUAACAAUUAGUUAUUAGGCCCUGCCUACCCACUUGCCUUUUUUUCGUAUCGGACUCCCGCAUGCCCAGAUCCCCCCCCUCCCAUUCUCCCGCAGCUCGUUCUCUCCGUUCUCCAUACUCGUGAGAAAAUUCCCGGAUUUUCCCGAUAAUUUUUCUUGCGAUUCGUUUUUGCUGUCAUUCUGAAGAUUGGGUUCCCUCAUUUUUCUGAUUUUCCUCCUCCCAUACGGUGGGUUGGGGGGGGGGGGGGUAACAUCGCCGUUAUCGGUUGAAUGUCGGCGGUCGUCUGAUCAAUUGGCUUCGGCUAGGGUUUUGAUUUGGAAUCUAGGGUUUGUGUUUGGGGUUCUCGGUGUUCUGGUUGUCGAGAGAACGAGAACUGGCUCGGAAUUGACGUUGAAUUUCUGGGUUAUUGGAUUUUUUUGAAUUCUGUUUGCUUGUUCGCGGUUGUAUUGGAAUUAGGGUUUUGAUGGUUGGUUUUAAUCGCCAGAGAAGAUGAUAUUCAAGCGGACGUUGAAAAUCGAAAAGCCCAAUAUGAAAUGGUGCAGAAUCGAAAAACUGAACAGCGAGGAUGAUGAGUGCCCGGUGACUCUGAAGAAGCAGAGAACUAAUGGGUAUUACUCGGUUGGCGUGCACGGCGUGGUUGAAGAUUAUAGUGGGGUUGGGCUUUCUUGCUGCACUGAAGGUUCGUACAGCGAAGUGGAGUCGAAUUUGAUUGGUAAGACAGGGAAGAAACGGGGCUCUGAGGAGCUUCGCCCUCCGUUAUUAAGGUCAUCGCGAGGGCGUCGUCAGGUACUUCCGUCUCGAUUCAAUGACUCGGUCAUUGACUCAUGGAAGAAAGAAAUAUCAAAUCCUGGUGGUAAGCCUGAUGGUUUUGAAUCAGGCUUUGAAGACGAAGGUAUCGCAGUUCAUCUUACUGAGAGAAUGCGUGAGGGUGAUAAAUUUAGCUUUGGGAGCGCUAAGUCGCAUUCAUUUUGUGAAAAGGUGGAACAAAGAGACAUGAAUUUUGUGAGAUUUAGCAAUUCUGAGUCUAAGAAGUAUUCAAGUUCGCGGAGUUCAUUAACAUCGACGGAUAAUGGGAGCUCACCUGUGGUAGAAACUGCAGAAUGCACGCCAAGUUCCUGUUUUGCUGUUUUAGAGAAAGGGACAAAGGAGAAGGCAGAAAAAAGGAAAGAUUUUUAUGGGCCAGAGGAGUUUGUUGUGGGUGAUAUAGUGUGGGCAAAAUCAGGGAAGAGAUACCCAGCGUGGCCGGCUGUCGUGAUUGAUCCCAUGCUGCAAGCCCCUGAUACAGUUCUGAGUUCUUGUGUUCCUGGUGCCAUCUGUGUGAUGUUUUUUGGGUAUUCGAAAAACGGGAAGCAAAGGGACUAUGCAUGGGUGAAACAUGGAAUGAUUUUUCCCUUCCUAGAUUACAUGGACAGAUUCCAGGGGCAGACCCAGUUGCACAAGAGCAAACCAAGUGAUUUUCGAAUGGCCAUAGAGGAGGGGUUUUUGGCAGAACAUGGUUUUAUAGACUUCAAUCAUGGAACUGGGUUGACUAAUGACGAGGCAGGUGCCACUGGAAUCCAGGAAGCUACUGGUUCAAAUCAGGAUCAGGAAUGUUACUCUCAGAACCUGGAUGCAUGUCGUAAGGACACAUUGCCCUGUGAUGGAUGUGGCCUGAUUCUCCUAUGCAAAAUUAUGAAGAAAAUGAAGGGCUUGAGUAAUGGAGUGCAGCUUUUGUGUAAACAUUGUGCAAAGUUACAAAAAUCAAGACAAUAUUGUGGCAUAUGCAAAAGGAUUUGGCAUCAUUCAGAUGGUGGUAGUUGGGUUUGUUGUGAUGGGUGCGAUGUUUGGGUGCAUGCUGAGUGUGCCAAAAUUUCCAGCAAUCUUUUCAAGGAUCUUGAGGACACAGAUUAUUACUGCCCUGAUUGCAAACCCAAGUUUACUUAUGAGUCAUCAGACAUGGAAAAGCAGCCAAAAAAGUCAAUGAAAAGCCAUGGACAGGCUGGGUUUCCUGACGAGCUAAAUGUUGUUUGCAAUGGCAUGGAAGGAACUUACUUUCGAAGCCUUCAUUUAGUUGUAUGCAAAUGUGGUUUGUGCGGGACAAGGAAGCAAACACUUAGUGAAUGGGAAAAGCACACAGGUUCGAGGGCGAAAAAAUGGAAGGCUAGUGUUAAAGUGAAGGAUUCAAAGCUAACACUUGAAAAUUGGAUUGCAGAACAUGGUGCAAGUGGUUUUACUCCUCUGAAGUUAGAUAAGCAGCAGGUGUUUGAUCUUUUGCGAGAGAAAUAUGAACCUGUUUAUGUAAAGUGGACAACGGAGCGAUGUGCUAUUUGUAGAUGGGUUGAAGAUUGGGAUUACAACAAAAUUAUUAUAUGCAACAGAUGUCAAAUUGCUGUCCAUCAAGAAUGUUAUGGAGCAAGAAAUCUUCGAGAUUUUACAUCUUGGGUUUGCAGAGCAUGUGAAACACCUGAUAUUGAGAGGGAGUGUUGCCUUUGUCCUAUAAAAGGGGGUGCUCUAAAGCCAACCGAUGUUGAGACACUCUGGGUGCACGUCACUUGUGCUUGGUUUCGGCCCGAAGUUGGGUUCUUAAAUGACGAGAAAAUGGAGCCUGCUGUUGGGAUCCUUAGAAUACCAUCAAUUUCUUUUUCAAAGAUUUGUGUAAUUUGUAGGCAGACUCAUGGCUCCUGCACUCAGUGUUGCAAGUGUGCUACUUAUUUUCAUGCGAUGUGUGCAUCAAGAGCAGGAUAUCAGAUGGAAUUGCAGAUCUCGGAGAAGAAUGGAAAACAAAUAACCAAAAUGGUUUCAUAUUGUGCUGCUCACAGGGUCCCAAACCCAGAUACUGUUUUAGUUGUACAGACACCCUCAGGAAUAUUUUCAACUCGAAACUUGCUCCAAAACCAGAAGAAUGGACAGAGCUUCCGAGGAUCAAGGCUCAUAUCAUCUACGAGAACUCAAUUGCCUGAAUCGUCAAUUGCAGAGAAUAAAGAGGUGGAGCCAUUCUCCGCUGCAAGGGGGCGUGUCUAUAAAAGGCCAAAUGAUAAAAGGGCUGGAGAUGACCCAAUUUUUCACCGAGUGAUGGGGCCUAGCCAUCAUUCUCUUGAUGCAAUUGAUAGUUUGAGCUCAUAUAAAGAAGUAGAUGAGCCAAAGGCUUUUUUGACAUUUAAGGAGAGACUUUUUCACUUGCAGAGAACUGAAUAUCAUCGGGUUUGUUUUGGUAAAUCUGGAAUACAUGGAUGGGGCCUCUUUGCUCGUCGACAAAUUCUGGAAGGAGAAAUGGUUAUUGAGUACCGUGGUGAGCAGGUGAGGUGCAGCGUAGCUGAUCUGAGGGAGGCACGCUAUCAAUUAGAAGGGAAAGAUUGCUAUCUUUUUAAGAUCAGUGAGGAAGUAGUGAUAGAUGCCACAAAUAAAGGGAAUAUUGCACGCUUAAUUAACCAUUCGUGCACGCCCAACUGCUAUGCACGGAUCAUGAGUGUGGGCGAUGAAGAGAGCCGCAUCGUUCUUAUUGCUAAGACUAAUGUUUCUGCUGGUGAUGAGUUGACGUAUGAUUACUUGUUUGAUCCCGAUGAGCGGGAUGAAUCUAAAGUUCCCUGCCUCUGUGGAGCUCCAAACUGCCGCAAAUUUAUGAAUUAGGAUUACAGUUGAUAUUGCCAUUGUUUCUCCCGGCAGAGCCAGUUUGUCUCCGAAUAAAUGAGAUGGAGUGGCCUUUUCUUUUCCAUAGAGGAAUUUUUUUUUUCCUGUAAGAAAGGAAUGAAUUACAUAAUAUAUAUUCCUCACACCAUCUGUUAUCUGAUCUUUUAGUUACAUAAUUUUUUUAAUUACAUGAAAUGUAAAUUUACCGGCUACCCUGCGCUCCCCUCUUAUCAUUUUUUGUAAAUGAAUCCAUAUCAUUUAUAUAGUUAAAUUGUUACUAUUCA